Messenger RNA from Pecten maximus, 576 nucleotides. RefSeq lists its product as uncharacterized. The coding region runs from base 1 to 576 and encodes 191 amino acids. The transcript is spliced from 2 exons. Lineage: Eukaryota; Metazoa; Mollusca; Bivalvia; Pectinida; Pectinidae. The record is from RefSeq and is a predicted model, not a curated record. Gene Ontology annotation, molecular function: protein binding.
AUGCUAGGAUGUCGUCGAAAAAGAACUGUUUUCCAGGGGAGACCCCGUAAGAGGAGAUUCAUUGCACAAGAAAAUGUGGCGGGAGCGUUAGUCAGACCAAAACCCAUACGAACAUGUUCAAACAAUCCGUAUUUUGGGUCGCCCCAACGUCUCCGAUUCCCGAAGCAAACAAUUGCAUUUCACGUGGCACUUUCGACAAGCAAAGAUGUCCAUGAUAGCACAAUUGUGUACGACCAGGUGAAAUUGGACACAGGGCACGGAUACAACCAAGGGGACGGUAUUUACAUCGUCCCGGAGGCGGGCACAUAUGUGUUCACCUGGACAUCAAUUUGUAAUGUUUAUGACGUGUUUCAGACUGUCCUCGCGGUCGAUGGAGCGCAAAGAGGGUCAUCGUUUAAAGAUGCACGAGAUAGGAAUGUAGCCGAGCUCCAACAAACAACGGCUGUUGUUAUUCUUGUCUUGAAUCAAGGAGAUCAUGUCUUCAUCCGUAUGGGGAAUGUUUAUGAUCACGGAACAUUUAUAAGUCUUCCCAUGACGUAUGGAGAGUCAACAUUUUCAGGCUGGAAACUUGAUUAA